Molecule: messenger RNA, 1142 nt
Organism: Dinoponera quadriceps
Lineage: Eukaryota; Metazoa; Arthropoda; Insecta; Hymenoptera; Formicidae
Product: transmembrane protein 223
Exons: 5
Coding region: 207-983 (258 amino acids)
Biological process (GO): nervous system development
Cellular component (GO): mitochondrion
Source: RefSeq, a predicted model, not a curated record
AACGAACAGACCUCUUAUUCCUCGUUAAGGAAUUCCUAACCUGUUUUAAACCUAACUCAACGUGACCUAAUUAUUAACUAACGUUACAUGGUUUUCCGCUAUUGUUGUUUUAUAAUUAAGUUAGGAAUGAUGUUCAAUAAACAUUAAUAUUUAGCUAAUAGGAUGUGUUUUUAAUUAAUAUCUCGUGUUAUAACAGAAAGAAUAAGAUGUUGAGUGCAAUUUUGAAGCAUCUUGUUCCUGUGAAACCUUUGUUAACUGAUAUACGAUCUAUUUGUAAAAUAUCACAACAAUAUCUCAAACAUAGCAAAAAUGUAUUUUCUAUGGCAUUGACAGUUAGAACAUUCUUAACAAGAAGUGCAAGGAUAUCCGAUGGAUUAAUACAAUCAACAAGAUUAUUCAAACCUAAUAAAUUGCCGCAAAACUUGUUAGUACGGCAUCAGCAAACGAUAAAAUUGGACAUAGAUACGAAUGUAUGCAACAAUGUAAUCUUAUACAAGAAUGAAAAUCAGAGAUAUGUAUUGAAAGUUCAUUUUGUAGCAAUUGCACAAUUUGUUUGGUGGUCGACAAUAGCUUUUUAUUCCUAUAGGGCAUCUUUUUGGGAUAUUUUCUAUACUGAUAUAACGUUGCAGCAACAUCUAUACAACCAUCUUAUAACUCAUGUCUUGUUCACUUUAUCAGUUAUUAUUGCUCCUCUCACGUAUGUUGCAGUUUAUGCUUUAUUUAGUCGUACUAUCAGAUAUAUUGUUCUUCACAAAGGUGGUGAAAAAGUUACGCUUACUACCUCUCAUUUAUGGAAAAAAAAUGAUGGUAUACAAGUGCCUGUAGGCAAUGUAAAAUGUCUCAGGCACAGGACAGCUACAGGAAUUUUUAUGCUAGUUAAAGUAAAAGACAAACGUUUCUAUUAUCUGAUUGAGAAGAAGGGAACGUUUCUAAAUCCUGAACUUUUUGAUUAUACGUUAGGAUUUUCUCAGUUUAGAAAGUAGUGUUCUUACGUACAAUUGUUCAUGUUGUGUAUAAUAUAUUAUAGAUAUUAAAUAUUAUAGAGUUAUAAUAUCAUGUAUUUAUACUUUGUACAUGAAAUAUAAAUAUUUAUAACCGUGUUCGUUGUGGAUUAUAGAUCUCGUUAAUAUACUGACACAUUU